This is a messenger RNA of Labrus mixtus (cuckoo wrasse), 3032 nucleotides long. RefSeq names its product cholecystokinin B receptor b (gene cckbrb). The transcript is spliced from 5 exons. Gene Ontology annotation, biological process: neuropeptide signaling pathway. Bases 280 to 1611 code for a protein of 443 amino acids. Gene Ontology annotation, cellular component: membrane. NCBI's taxonomy places the organism in Eukaryota, Metazoa, Chordata, Actinopteri, Labriformes, Labridae. Gene Ontology annotation, molecular function: neuropeptide receptor activity; gastrin receptor activity. The record is from RefSeq and is a predicted model, not a curated record.
GCACUCAUCGCACUCAUCCCUGAUUUACGCUCGUGAUGCCAAGUGGGGCACAUCUGCUGUAAAAGCGAAAAAAUCACCGACUAAGAAGCCAAUCCAGUUUGUUUUUUUUUCCACGCAGGGGUUUAGAAGUUGGGAAGCAAUAACUUCCGUCUCAAAUGUGCACGAGUAUGGACGCGGAGUUCAGUUAUUUUUACCACUUUAAAUUAUCAGACCAAAACUGAAAACAGAUCUGGGUCGAAGUUUUUUUUAAAGACUAGAGAUAAUCUUGAAUCUAAAAACAUGGAUCUUUGUGCGCGGAAUGAGACCUCUGCGUCCCCGGCGUGCGUCGGAGCGCAGACUGGAGCCGGUAACGGGAGCCUGGAGACCGCGAACAUCACCUGCUGCAACGUGUCCUCCAUCCUCAUACCUCCGCACGCAAGGCAGAAAGAUGGGGACCACACGCUUCGGAUCAUGCUCUACUCGCUUAUCUUCUUCUUGAGUGUGGUCGGAAACCUGCUGAUCAUUGUGGUGCUGACGGUCAACAAGCGCAUGCGCACCGUCACCAACACCUUCCUGCUGUCGCUCGCCGUCAGCGACCUGAUGAUGGCCGUCUUCUGCAUGCCCUUUACCCUCAUCCCCAGCAUCCUCAAGGACUUCAUCUUUGGAGCAACCAUGUGCAAAAUAGUCUCCUACUUCAUGGGUAUAUCUGUGAGCAUCUCUACCUUUAGCCUGGUUGCCAUAGCCUUAGAGCGCUACAGUGCGAUCUGUAAUCCCCUGAAGUCGCGCGUGUGGCAGACGCGUUCCCACGCCUACAAGGUGAUCGCCGUCACAUGGGCGCUGGCCUUCGUCAUCAUGAUCCCGUAUCCCAUCAUCAGUCACCUGGAGUCUUUUCAGCGUCCGGACAACACCACGGCCCAUCAGUGUCGCCACAAGUGGCCCAUCGCGAAAGCAGAGCAGACCUGGUACAUUCUGCUGCUGCUCGUGCUGUUUGCUAUCCCAGGGGUCGUGAUGAUCGUGGCCUAUGGACUCAUCUCCAGAGAACUCUACAGAGGCAUCCAGUUUGAGAUGGGACACAAGAAAGACUCGACCGAUGUAAAAAACGGCCUGACCUCCAUCGUGUCUACUGGGAGUGAUGAUGGAGACGGUUGCUACGUUAAUGCCGUCCACUCCCCGCACUCCAUGGAGAUGUCCAGCAUGGCGGCGCCAGGCAGGUCAAAGAAGGUCGAGAGGCCGCGCAGCAACACGUCCGAAGCCAAGCUGGAGGCCAAGAAGCGUGUCAUCCGCAUGCUGGUGGUCAUCGUAGUCCUCUUCUUCCUCUGCUGGAUGCCUCUGUACUGCGCCAACACCUGGCGGGCUUUCGACGACCUCUCCGCCAAACACGCCCUCUCGGGGGCGCCCAUCGCUUUCAUCCAUCUGCUGUGCUACACCUCGGCUUGCGUCAACCCCAUCAUAUACUGCUUCAUGAACACGCGUUUCCGCAAAGCUCUGCUCGCCACCUUCUCGUGCUGCUCUGCGCCCUGCCGUCAUCGUCGCCGCCGCGGGUUGCGGGAUAACGAGGAGGAAGUGAUGGCAACAGGAGCGUCCAUAUCCAAGUUCAGUUACACAACGGUCAGCACCAUGGGAACCUGCUGAGGCCAAUGGAUGCUGACAUGAUCCUGGAGAGGCAGUUACUACGGCAACAAGGCUCCCCACAUCCUUCGUCUUUAGGCUGACUCAAAAAGAACAGCGUGGUGGGAGUGGAAUGACAGGCCGUGUAUUGUAGCAGUAUAGAAGCUUCAACCUUAACUGUGAGUAAAUGAUGUAGGGAUGUUUUAAUGAAAUCUUACAGUGUAAAUACCUCCAUAGCUUUAUUGAAAAGAAAAAAAAAACAUAAAAAAAAAACACACAGUAGUAUUGUUGUGGGGUGUGCAUGUGUGUGUGUAUGAGGGACAAAAAAUGACUGAAGUAUAAAUAAAUAAAUAAAUGAAUAAAUAAAUGUUGGGAGAAAUGCAUACAAUAAUGUAUAAAUAAAUGCAUCAAUAAAUAUUUAUAUAUAAAUAAAUGCAACAAUUCAUAUAAAAAUUAAUAUAUAAAUAAAUAUAUUCAUAUAUUUAUUUAUGUAUUUCUGUGUCCAUGUUGUACAAGGAAAAGUAAAUAUGUAAAUUAAGUGGGCCGUCCUAACAUUACUGAAGUAGGAUUGGUCAAUUUUGAAAAGCAGACAGAAGCAAAUUUACACAUAUACUUUUCCUCUUACAACCUGGACACAGAAAUAAAUAGAUGUGUAAAUGUAAAAAUACAGAAAUAAAUUAAUAACUCAUGUGGAAAUGUAUGCAUUGAUACAUAUAUAACUGUAGAAAUACGCUAAUAAAUGAAUAAAUACAUGUAAAAAUAUAUAAAUAGCCUUUUUCAUUAACAAAGUAUAUUUAUUAUUUAUUCAUUGAUGUAUUGUUUUCAGCAUUUAUAUAUUUAUUGAUGCAUUUAUUUAAUUAUUUAUUUAUUUAUACAUUAUUGUAUGCAUUUCUCCCAACAUUUAUUUAUUUAUUAAUUUAUUUAUACUUUAGUCAUUUUUUUGUCCCUCAUAUGUGUGUGGUCUGUUUGUGUGUAUUGAGGAUGUGUGUAAUGGUGGGCUGGGUGAUAUGCAAAGUUAAAACAACCUUGCAGAUAUUAUGUAGCUUAAAAAAAAGGGACACUUGCGAUGUAAUUUGAAAAUGUGUUUUAUAUUUGGCUGUGAGUUUGUUAGUCUGUGUGAAUUAUAGUUAUGCAACUGCCUUGUGUACUAAGUGCCUGUUUCUAAAAUACAAUAUAUGCUACUGCUGAUUAGCCUCAUUCAUCACAGGCACCGAUACGACAGAGAAAUAGUUACAUGAGGGGUUUACAGUAGAAGUGGAUUUUAAAGAUCUUCUCAACAAAUCUUCCUCAGAAAUGGGAAUUUCCAAUUUGGAUUGGAAGUGAUAAAAAAGUGAGUUGCUACUUGUGCAUGUACUACAGUUUGCAUUAAAAAAAACACUUCUUUGGUAUGAACAGCUAAGACAGGAAGCAGUGAAGCCUUGUGUUGUUGUUGCUGUUGUUGUUGU